Molecule: messenger RNA, 5560 nt
Organism: Alosa sapidissima (American shad)
Lineage: Eukaryota; Metazoa; Chordata; Actinopteri; Clupeiformes; Clupeidae
Gene: whrnb
Product: whirlin b
Exons: 12
Coding region: 85-3117 (1010 amino acids)
Biological process (GO): sensory perception of sound; auditory receptor cell stereocilium organization
Cellular component (GO): cilium; stereocilium tip; photoreceptor inner segment
Molecular function (GO): protein binding
Source: RefSeq, a predicted model, not a curated record
UUUGUUGACAAUUAGGAAGACAACUUGUCACAAUGACUCCCAGAAGCUAACUUACCGUCUAUGGAGUUCUGAUUGAGCUGUACAAUGAGCUCGGAUCUGGAGCACAUGUCUCUCAAGUCUACCGGGAACUCGGUGGGCUCGGGUGGACGCGCACUGUCGGUAAACGUGAGAAAGCUGCACAAUGCUCUCAACAUUCUUCUUAACGAUUACGAAAGAGAACAGUUCAUUCACUGUUUGAAUGUGUACCAUGCAAAACGCAAUGUUUUUGACUUGGUUCAGACCCUAAAAGUUAUUCUAAACACAACUAGCAAACGGCAACUGCUACCAAUGUUACGCAUGGUUAUUCCGCGUUCCGACCAACUGUUGUUCGACCAGUACACUUCCGAAGGUCUAUACUUGAAAACAGAUUUGCUUUCUGCCACCGGCAACCAUGAAAGCUCGGAAGAAAUGAGCAAUACAACCCACGUCCGAGUGCCUUCUGCGCACUGUCCCUAUCCACCCGAGCAGCCUAUUCCCAGCCACGCGACUCUGCGAGCGUCCCCGGCUAAUUUCAGCACCACAGCGGAUGGGACAGUUCCCAACGUCUCCAAUAUGGGGAGACUGUACCUGCCCGAAUUGGCUUCCGAGAUUCGCCAAGUUACGCUGAAACGCAGCAAAAGUAACGAGGGCUUGGGGUUCAGCAUCCGUGGAGGAUCCGAACACGGUGUCGGAAUCUAUGUUUCCUUGGUGGAACCUGGAUCCUUUGCCGAAAGGGAGGGACUAAGGAUUGGAGACCAGAUACUGACAGUCAAUGACAUGGUAUUCGACAGAGUUACGCAUGGAGAGGCUGUCAAGGUUCUGAAGGGCUUUAAGAAGCUGGCCAUGUCCGUGUGCUCGAUGGGCCGCAUCCCCGGCGGCUACGUGACCAAUCACGUCUACACAUGGGUGGACCCGCAGGGCCGCAGUGUGUCCCCGCCGCCCGAGUUCCAGGAGCCGCCCGGGGCCCCGGGGAGACACUCCACACAGCAGCAGCUGCCCCAGCCACCCCCAGAGAAGAGGGUAAAUGUGAACAUGGAGGACGGACGCCCCCUCGGCCUGAUGAUCCGCGGCGGCGCUGAGUACGGCCUGGGCAUCUACAUCACAGGAGUGGACCGGGGCUCUGCUGCCGAGUACGCUGGCCUCAAGGUGGGGGAUCAGAUCUUGGAGGUGAACGCCCGCUGCUUCCGCACCAUCCCUCACGACGAGGCUGUGCUCAUCCUCCGCAGUGCCCAGCAGCUACAGGUGGCUGCCCGAGAGGUGGGCCGCCUACCGCACGCCCGCACCAUCGUGGAUGAGACACGCUGGAUCCCCAGCGGUCAGAUCGCCGAGACCUCGGCCGGCUUCAGCCUUGCCAUACCUGGGCUCCCAGUGGACAGUGGAGUGUUGACCCCAGGAAAGCCAUUGGUGGGGCAGCUCCACCCUUCACUAGAGGAGCAGGCGGUGCUGCUGCUGACGGAGCAGGAGAGGCAGACCCUGGCCUACUACCUCCAGGAGUACCGCGAGGGCCACAUCACCGUGGAGGCUCUGGCCAUGGCCCUGUUUGAGCUCUUCAACACGCACGCCAAGUUCUCCCUGUUGCCUGAGGUGCGUAGCCGGCUGGCCCCUCAGGAUGUGGAGCGCUUUGACCUGCUGGCGCUGCGGAGGGACAUGGACCUCUGGAACGCCCGGCAGUUGCUCAUGAUGGCCGUGCCUCAGUCAGAGCUGACCUGUCCCCCCAUCCACCCACAGCACCACACCCUCGCAGGCUGCUACGUCAAGAGCGAGUCCAAAGUGGAGGGUGGUCUGUCCCGAGGGGCCCACGAGAUGUUUAAUAGCCUGCCCGACAUUGCACUGGACGAAGUCCACUCCUCCUCUGAAUCGCCACCCCCCUUCAAACCCUCCCCUCCCCCCAACAAGCACGGCAGUCCCAAGGGCCGCUCCAAGCGUCCGGCUUCGUCCUCCAGGCUCUCGCAGCUCUUCUGCGCUCCGCACAGGAUGCAGCAACGUGACAGCCACAGUGCCCACGGCCACACCGUCCACACCCCCAAUGCCCACGCACACACCCAUGCCCAGGGUGCUCCCGGCCAGCCUCACGCGCACCCGCACGCACACCCGAACCCGCAGCCUCCCUCAUGCUCUCACCACCACCACCCUCAACCCCCCCCCUGCCCUACCCACCGUCCCCCCAACACGCCACCCCUUGGGUCACGCAACGCCUCUCCCCUCCCCAUGCACCCGGCCUCCCCCCUCACCAUCUCCGUCUCGCCCGGGCCCAGCAGGGAGCCGGCCAGCGUCCACUUCUGCCUAGGGGCCAUCAGGAUGCUUCAGCAGCAACAGCAGCAGCAGCAGCAGCAGCAGCAUCAACAUCAACAGCAGGGGCCGGUCAGUCUCUCCCCACACAGCCAGUCACCCAUUCUGCCCAGGAUGUCCGGCAGCCCGGCCCUCUCUCCCCGCUCCUUGUCACCAUCGAUGUCCCCAUCGUUCCCGGUGCCGGCCGCUCCUCAUCCCAGCCCAGAGAGGCCGGGGCUGGGGCCGGGGCAAGGCCAGGGGCCGGGGUCGUCGCCAGUGGCCUCCUGUAGUACACAGACGGACAGGCUGCACCCAGAGCCGGACAGAGGGCCCCCUCAGGCCAGAGCAGGAGCCACCCUGUCCCAGCUCUCCGAUAGUGGCCAGACCCUGAGUGAGGACAGCGGGGUCGACAUCCCAGAGUCUGGGGGCCUGAGUAAGGACAGCAGCCCGCGGCCUGGCAAGCCCCCAUCCCAUCCCUCGACGGAGCAUCCGGGGGCUGACCGGGCUGCCGCCCAGCCGUCCCCAACGCCAAUUGUAAUGGCGGAGCCGUCUUUGGUGAGGGUGGAAAAGAGUGCCAACACGCUGGGCAUCGCUAUUGAAGGAGGUGCCAACACUAGACAACCCAUGCCACGCAUUGUGACAAUCCAGAAGGGCGGCUCGGCACACAACAGCGGUCAGCUGCGUGUGGGUCAGGUGAUCCUGGAGGUGAACGGCGUGUCGCUGCAGGGCAUGGAGCACCGCGACGCGGCGCGUCUCAUCGCCGAGGCCUUCAAGACCAAAGAGAAGGACCACAUCGAUUUCCUCAUCACCGAGUUCAACACCGCCCUCUAGCUGUCAGGAGGACCACUAGCCGGCAUCAGGGGGACGCAUAGAAAGACGGAAAGGUUUGUGGACAUCAGCCAUUGCCAAGGGUGUCCACACUGUAUAGCACCUGCACUACGCGUGUCUCCCUCCCAUUCAGAGGCUCCCUGUCUGUUGUCUCACGCCACCCUCCUACUGUCCCCUGGUGCUUCUCAUAAAAUGAUGGGACCAUGCGAGAAAGAGUUCAGAUGUGACAUACCAACAUUUGAUGAUUGAGUGAUUCCCUGCAGCAGGAAGAGUCUGACUAGUCUCACCAUGCUUCACACGAGAACUGAAAGAACUCAUGUUUUCAGGGUUUCGGCAAGGAACUAUGCCAUCAUUUCUCUUCAAGGAACUAUGCCAUCAUUUCUCUUCAAGGGCACCUCAAAGUCAUCCUGCCUGUCUCCCUCUCCUUGUCCCUGGUGUUCCAGUAUGACCACAUCCAGUCCCGUGCUCAAGGCACACGUGGAUGAAACACGCACACCUACACACACACACACACACACACACACCACACACACACACACACACACACACAACACACACACACACACACACCACACACACACACCACACACACCACACACACACACACACACACACACACACAGAAGUACUAUCACUAAUAGUUCUUGGUACUACAUUUCCUCCUGUUACAGGUGAUUGUCAGUUCCUCCAGCCAUACAAUACACUGCUGCUCACGACCUUGAGAUGACUUUAUUUUGAAUUUCCUCAAUAUGCCAUCCACACAGCCACAGGCAUCCUUUAAGUAAUAUGUGUGCAAGGUUGUGUGCUUACUAUGGAGGAUUCUCAGUAGACACUAUGAAAUAUGGCAAUAUGUUGUAAAAGUGAGACUUAAAUCCAUGUAUAAUUUAUUUAUUUAUUGAAUUCCAUACACUGAACUGUCAUAAAGCCUCUUAUUGAUUUUGUUUAUACCCCAUGCAGUAGUUUAAAAAGUAGGUAUUUUUGUAAAGAUGAAAUGGAAAGCUGGUUACAUAAGGGGAUUGCUAAAGAGCAUUGUGCCACAGAUGAGAUUUUCCGAGGGAGAAGGAGAAGUUUGCACUUUGAAACGACUGAACUGAUGCAGAAAUCUGAAGACGCCAGCAGGGAGGUUUAUCCAACCGUGUAUCAUUAUCAGAGGACCGGGAACAUCCUGCACGUAUUCUAUGUGUGCCAUGAUGUGUGUGUAUGUAUAUGACUGUACUGGCACAGGCGUGUGUGUGUGUGUGUGUGUGUGUGUGUGUGUGUGUGUGUAAAAGAGGGGGGUGCAGAGAGAGAGAGAGAGAGUGUGUGUGUGUCUGCUUGGAUGCAUACUUCAUGGCUUUCUGGUAAGCUUCAAGGGCUAGCCAGCUCAACCUGUUUGGAACGGAGAGGGAUCUCCAUGGUAACAGCAGCAGGCCCAGAGCAGUUUUUUAAAUGUUUAUGCUGCAUGUACCGUGAGCUAUGUGUGUGAUUUGAUGGCCAAUGAUGGAGGCGAACACACAGGCUAUGAAGCCUCAUGCCCCUGUGUAAUUCCUCACACAAAUACCAAACAAAUUGGAGAUAUUUUGUCACCUUCCGCAGCGAAGGCAGUACAGUCAGUGGCUUUAAAUCCUCAACCUUCCAUCCUUACCUGUACCUUAACUCAAACCCUUGCCUUAACCCAAAGUACAAAUUAUGUCAUAUCUGUCUUUAAAUGUCGAUGUAUGAGAGAUAGUGCACUACAGUAAAGGUUUACCAUAAAGUCUAUUUUGAGUCACUAUUAACCACACAUAAAGUUGGUAUUUUUUGAAAUGAGGAAGGUGUAACAAUGUGUAUUACAAUGCACGAAUCCACAUGAUACUUAUAUAUAAAUAUAUGGAUGGAUAUUUAUUAGACUAAGGUGUACAUAUAUGUUUAUAUAUCAAUCACAUUUGUAUAGAUAUGCUUUAUAAGGAACAUGUACAGUGAUUAUAAAACAUUUAAAUGAGAUGCGGGGAUGAAUCAGCCCUCGUCUCCGUAGCUUUUCUGCGUGGUCGUAGAUGUUGGUCCUUGUGCUAAUGACACCUCAGCCCACUCCCUUGGAGCUGCAAGUCAAAUUUACAUUCUAGCUACAUAUUCCACAGCCUCGCAGGCUGCCUGAUGAUUUAUUUCACUCAAAUGCCAUUCAUUAAAUCGCCUUUCUGCAAACUGUGCGCAUGGGUAUUAAGUGGUUUCAGCUUCGUCCCGUUGAAAAGUGGGAGAAAACAAUGAACUUUGAUCUUUCGAUGACUGAUCAUGGAACAGAUCGACAUAGCCAGCACAAUGCGGUUUAUGGACUUUGCUGUGGAACCAUUGCUGUAUUUCAAUUUGAUUUAUGCACUGCGACAGCCACUGAAGAAUUCCCGUCCAAAUUAGCGUCUGAGAGUAGUUAGUGCACAAACACCAUUCACUGUGUACCUAAAGUACCACUGACUCAUAAAAUGACUGAGGAUGG